Naegleria fowleri is the source of this 3324-nucleotide messenger RNA. RefSeq lists its product as uncharacterized. NCBI's taxonomy places the organism in Eukaryota, Heterolobosea, Eutetramitea, Acrasida, Naegleriidae. The record is from RefSeq and is a predicted model, not a curated record. The transcript is spliced from 4 exons. The coding region runs from base 1 to 3324 and encodes 1107 amino acids.
AUGAACAAGAGGAGAGACAACCGCGUUCAUUUCAUUCGAUCGAGUCAUGAUGGAGGCGAAGCGGGAUCAGGAGGAAGCGGUAGUACAACAGCAUCAACAUCAUCACCGACCACCACUGAGGUCAUUCCAUCCAUCGCAAGUAUUCGAAGACAAUACGAAGAACGGGUCAUGCUUCUUGCCGAUGGCUUGACUAAGAUUUUAAAAGAUUUACAAAAUGAUAAAGUCAUAUUACAAAUGGAUAAAGAUAUAACAACGGCACCACAUGUGAAGGAACGAAUACUCGAAAUAAUUAAAGAGGCUCUCAGAUCGGAGCAAGAAACUGUUAUUCAGAGAUUGAUUGAGGAAAUGUCAAAAGUAGAAAAUGAGCUCAAAUUAACAAGUGAAGAGUUUUCAAGGUGUCAAAACGCGCUCAAGCAAGAGUCGACCACUAGGGCAGAAAACGAGAAGAAAAUUAAUCAACUGAAACUAAAACUAAAAGAUCUUGUGUCACUGCAAGCCAAAACCGAAGGAUCUAAGGUUAACGAUCUGUAUGAAAAAGUUUUGAAUUUGGAAAAGGAACUUUCUUUGAAGGAAAAUGAGUUAAAAAAGAAGAAAAAGUCCCUCUCAACAGAAAAAGAGGAAAAUCGACAAUUAUUCGAACAAAUACAACAAAAAGAGUUGGAGAUGAAUGAGCUGCGAAGAAAAAUAGAAGAAUUGGAAAUAGAAAAAGAAGAACGAGAUGAAAUCAUUGAAAAACUCGAGCAAAAAACCGAAAAAUACAAGGAAUCUUACAACGAAGAAAGCAAAGCAAGCAAAAUAACAAGUAAAAUGCUUAAAAAACGAUUAUUAGAAGUUGAAGAGCAAUUGAAAGAGAAAAUUGAGCAGUCAAAGGAGGCCAACAACAUUGUUAUGCGUGUACAAGCUAAAAUUAUCAAAUAUAAGGAGAGAUUUGAAGAGACAGAACGAAAGAGAGAAAAAUUGGAGCAAGAUCUGAAACGACUCAAAACAGAUUCUGAUGAAUGCUUGGAAAGAGAGCGAAAAGCUCAUAACGAGUUGCAAGCAGAGUUUUCGAAACGACUCAAUGAACGAUUAGUAGAAAGCGAAAAGAGAAUCAGAGACACUUAUGAAAGCAAAAUAUUGUCGCUAGAACGGGAGCUACAUCAAAAGGAGGCUUUGGUACAAAAAUCACAAUUCGAUCAAAUUUAUCAACAACAAAUGAUUAAUGGAAUGAAAACUCUUCAACCUGAUCAAGUCGACAAAAUGUUGGAAUUGUACGAAAGCAAGCUCAAAGUGUUCCAGAAAGACUACCUUCCACGUUCAGAUUACGACAAAAAGGUACAAGAGCUUGAAACACGAUUUGCUAAUGACAAGAAAGACAUGGAAAAGAAGUUCGAAUACGAGUUGGACUAUAAACUCAAGGAACUGGAACAACGAAAGCAAAAAGAAUUUAACAAUACACUUUCAAGUUUCAAGCAAGGAGCAAAACUUAUGGAAGACGAACUCAUUGAGGAACGUAAAACAACUAAAAAGCUAAAGAAAGAAAUUCUCGCAAAGGAAGAGGAGAUUCGAAGCGCAAGGGAAGAAAUCAAGUCCCUUGAAAAGAAGAAUAUGCAGUUGAGUAGUUAUCUGGAUGAGUCCAACAGAAACAUUGACUCUUUGAGAGAUUACAUUGAUAAGCAAACGCACGAACGAAAAGAACUGGAGCACUACUAUUCAAGAAUGGCAGAAGAAGUCAAAAUGAUAAAUGGACAAUUAGAAGAAAUGAAGAGACAUGCUGAAAACUUGGACACGAUUGCUCAACAAAAGAAGCAAGAAAAUGCAAAACUCAAAGAGGCUCUCAUGUCAGAGACAAACAAAGUGGAAGAAUUGGCAAGUGAAAAACAACAACUUGCGCAAGAGAUGGAUGUUUUAAAGAAGGAGCACAAAAUUAUGUCAGACACAAUUAAUUAUAGUUUGGACAACAUUCUGUUGUCACUACCAUCCUCUGAUUUCAGAAAAUUCAAGAUGGCAUCCUCUAAGAUUGAUAACAUUGAAGACCUGUCAAAAGAGCUCGGUAAAAGUAUUGAAGAAUUUAAAUUACAUCUUUCGAGAACAACUCAAGAGCUGAAAGAUAAGCACUCCAGAGAGAUUAAAUCUCUUGAAGAAAGUAUCAAGAAAAAGAAACAAAAAGAAAAUCUCGUCGAGUUCAAGCUUCGAACAGAAGUGAGCAAUUUGAGAAGAGAACUUGAUAACCUCAAACAACAAACAAUUCUUUCUCUGUCUGCAUGGAAACAACAAUUUCAAACCUUUACAGAUAAUGUUCUCCAAAAGAGUUAUGAGGUUUCCUCUCUAAAGGACAAUGAACUGAUGAAGAAGAAGCAACAAUAUGAAAAGGAAGCUGCUGAAUUGAGGUACAGAUACGAAAGAGAUAACCAAGAGCUGUCAAAUGCAUUGAUACUUAAGGAAAAUGAGCUCAAUCAAAAGAUUUACAGUCUGCAAGCUGAGCUGCGAGAUGUCAUGCAAGACAAGUCUGCAGAAAUCGUUGAGAAGAACAAUUAUUUGAAGAAAGUGGAGGAUUUGAAGAGAUUUGUUAAACUAAUGGCUGAACAUGUGAAUAUUCCUUCAGAUAUUACUUCAGGUAUUCUUUCACAACAUACUGACAUUGUGGAAAGAUCAAUGAACCACCUCUCUACUCUCAUGCUCAAUUUCACAAAGGAAAGAGAGCAGCAAAGACUUCAACUUGAAAGAAUGGGAGAAGACAUCAAUAACCUCAGAUCUCAAAUGGCAAUCAGUGAGGACUCUUACAAGAAACUGGAAAAAACAAAAUCUAGGCUUCAACUUGAAAAUGAAAAGUUGAAAAAUUUAUGUGAAGAGCGGUAUGCAGAAAUUGUGGAGAAUUUGACCCAUAUCCGAGAUGAGGUUCAACUGUUAGAAAAUAGAUACGAAAAGGAUGUAAAAGAUUCAACAAUACGAGCUAGGGAAUCUUUUGAAAACCAAAUUAAGGCCAUGACAGAAACAUUGAAUCACAGUGUCGAGAGUGUAAAUAUGCUAUUUUCUGAUAAGGAAAAGUAUGAAGUCAACGUGACAGAAAUAAGGAGGCAGUUAGAAGAAGCAAGAAGAGAAAACGAAAAGAAAUCGUCACAAAUUCUCGAAUUACAAAAACAAAGAGACCAAGAACGACAAGAAAAUUUAUCUCUCAAAAAAGAAGUUUCGAAUCGUGACAAGACCAUUUCCCAACUUGAACGUGAAAAGGAAUAUUUGAAUCUUAAAACUUCAAAAUUAGAAAAGAAGUCGAACAAGCUCAAAGAAAUGAUGAGCACCGUUGCUGCUUCUGCUGCAAAUUUAGAUGUAAAUAUUCAACAAUAG